Molecule: messenger RNA, 2660 nt
Organism: Mastomys coucha (southern multimammate mouse)
Lineage: Eukaryota; Metazoa; Chordata; Mammalia; Rodentia; Muridae
Gene: Cnih3
Product: cornichon family AMPA receptor auxiliary protein 3
Exons: 6
Coding region: 956-1438 (160 amino acids)
Biological process (GO): regulation of AMPA receptor activity; vesicle-mediated transport
Cellular component (GO): dendrite; synapse
Source: RefSeq, a predicted model, not a curated record
GCACACCGCAUCUCCGAGCCGCCGCCUCCCCGGCCCCCGCCGCCGCAGUCUCCGCCCGCGGGGAGGGCGCGCUCCGGAGCCGGCGAGGGUGGGGCGCCGCGAGGGAGGGGUCCCGGCGCCGCAGUCGUCGCGGCGCCCGCGACAGCAGCAGCAGCGGCAGCGGCAGCAGCAGCAGGUGGAGCCCCGCUCAGCUGCGAGCAGCACUUGGCCGGAAACCCGCGUCGCCGCAGCAGCCACCCGGCCAGGAGCUGGCCCUCCAGGCUGGAGCCCACGCCGCCCCGGUCCGACCCAGUUUCCCAGGCACCGGGUUACCGAAGCCGGCGGCCGGGGGACGCGGUUUGGGGCCGGGGCCGGAUGCAUCUUUGUGCGCAGAGCUGCGCUGGGAGACUCCAGCCCCCGGCGCAGGGCUAACGGGACCUGGCCCCAUCUCGGCCACCUAAAGACUUGUGCUCCGGGGACAGAGCGGCUGUGGGAUCCGGAGCCCGGGCCCCUGGCCGGACACUGUGGAAGUCUGGGUGGCGUGCUCGCUCCAGAGAGAGAGAGAGGGCUCUUUCCAGAAGACCGGACCUCCUCGCCUGGUCCUGAGUGGAGUCCUCGCACCCGGCGCCUGUUGGUGGCGAGGACCUCUCUAGUUGACACCAGUCUGCGGGUUCUCUGCUGGUUGGGUUUCUUCUUCGGCUAGGGGAACAGUUGCCACCAGCGACCUUCUGUGCCUGUGGGCGCUCCAGGUCCUGGGUGUCCAGUCCUGCCGGAAUUGUCCCGGCUUCGCUGACCCUCAACUCUGACUCUGCUUGUCGUGGGUGCACCUAGCCGUUUGGUUUCCUGCCGGGAGCGCGCAGACUAGACAUCUUUCUGGCUCUCAUUUGGAAAGGCACCGGUCUCCAGGGAGCGGCUGUGUGUGUGUGUGUGUGUGUGUGUGUGUGUGUGUGUGUGGUGGGAUCCGGGGUCCUCAGCCAUGGCCUUCACUUUCGCAGCUUUCUGCUACAUGCUGUCCCUGGUGCUCUGCGCUGCGCUCAUCUUCUUCGCUAUCUGGCACAUCAUCGCCUUUGAUGAGUUAAGAACGGAUUUCAAGAGUCCCAUAGACCAGAGCAACCCUGUUCAUGCGAGGGAGCGGCUGAGGAACAUCGAACGCAUCUGCUUCCUUCUGAGAAAGCUGGUGCUGCCAGAGUACUCUAUCCACAGCCUCUUCUGCAUCAUGUUCCUGUGUGCUCAGGAGUGGCUCACCCUGGGGCUCAAUGUUCCUCUGCUUUUCUAUCACUUCUGGAGGUAUUUCCACUGUCCUGCAGAUAGCUCAGAGCUAGCCUAUGACCCACCAGUCGUCAUGAACGCUGACACCUUGAGCUACUGCCAGAAGGAGGCCUGGUGUAAGCUAGCCUUCUACCUCCUCUCCUUCUUCUACUACCUGUACUGCAUGAUCUACACCUUAGUGAGCUCCUAAUUCAGACCCUGCUGAUGGAGAGGCCAAGGCUGGGAACUACUGCGGCCGUGGCUAGAGGAGCACCAGACGGGGAUGACGGAGAGACCCAGCUGGCAGGGACCAAAUGGAAGGAACAGGAGUCACACAGCAGACAGGGCCAUGCUACUCAUGUGUGUGUUUCUGCCUUCGCCUUUCACAUCCCACAUGGGCUGCAGAGCCCUUCUGAGCAUGGGGGGGUGCCAGCUUGUAGCUGAUGAGACAAUCAAUCUCUGGAGAUGUGGUUCUGCCUUCUUCCAUCCACUCCACUGAGCAGCAGAACCAUGCGAGUUCACAUGGAGAGCUCACCAGGAGGGCAGACAUGACGCCAGACGCUGGAAGGUGUCGAUCCAGGGACAGAAUGGCUCAGGGCCAGAUCUUCAGGGAUGGCUGAGACCCACAAGGUCACCAUGGACUGCCCAAGACUCUUGUCAUAUGUUUUCCAGAGCUGUGGCUGCACCCUUUGCUCAGUGCAAGGCUGAAAGCUGUGUGGACUGCCCUGAGCCACCUCUCACGUCACUUUUAUGCUCUGUGUCCAGGACCCUGAGCCACGGCUUCCUGAGCUUGGUGUGGGCAGCACGUCCUGUCCCGUGUGAACUGGGGAGGGGGAGAAAAUGGAUUUCUAAAAAUGUUUGCAACAUGGCCCAGGUGUGAGUUCUUCACCCUCCCAAGAUGUAUUCUGCCACUGUACCAAAAAUUCAUCAGAGUCAUGACAUGCCAAUCAGCUAGCUGGCAUGAGCCAAAGCCUAAAAAAAAACUCAAAACAGUACAAAGCCCAGAAACGGAGAGCUGCUCUGUAUGUGGGUAUGGACAGCCAGGAAGUGAGACAACACAAUUAUCACUUCCAUUGAUGCUUCACAGCCUUUGUGCUGUUCAAGUCAAUGUGGGGACAUCCGUUUAUUUAGAAUUUUCCACUUGGCUUUUGUUCCUCUUUUGGGUGGGAGUUGCAGGACCAGUGUAAAUACUGACAAGGGUGAGCUUUUAUGAUGCUUAAAUGGGGCACAAUGAUUUUAACUUGAUUCCCCAAACUAUCUUGCUUUCUGCCAUUACACACGCACAUGCACACACACAUACGCGCACACACACACACACACACAAACGCUAUUUAUAUAUGUACUGGCUCCCAUCUGAAUUCUGUGACUCAGGUUUUUGAAUGGUGUUUGUGUAACACAUUGUGUGCUAUGUUUAAGAUGCAGCAGCAACUUCA